This is a messenger RNA of Racocetra persica, 435 nucleotides long. The record is from the annotation of a GenBank genome assembly. Lineage: Eukaryota; Fungi; Glomeromycota; Glomeromycetes; Diversisporales; Gigasporaceae.
AUGUCACCAAAAAAGCCAUCUACCCAAAGACAAAAACAAAAAAUAGUUGAUCUUACACAAGUAGAAUCUGAUAUUCCCAAACACUCAGAUAAUUUACCAAAAUCAAAAAAACUACAAAUAGUAAAUAAAGCAAAGAGUAAAGAGAAUAUUAAUUCAGAUUUAGAGACAAAUGAAGCAGAUAAUUUACAAUCUAAAGUCCAGAUAGAAUCUUAUCAACCAAACUAUCCACCUUCCAUAGAACUACAGAAUCAACAGACAUACAUCAAAAAUCAGCAAAAUCAAAUUAAUGAAUUGUUAAAUCAUUAUGAAAGUAAUGAAUCUUCACUUUUUGCCGCUGAUAAGUAUCAACAUAAAGUACUAUCCCAUAUAAAUAUAAGACCCACUAGUUUAAGAAUUUAUUCAAUUGAGCCUGAAGUUGAUCCUUUAGUUGAAUGA